Messenger RNA from Gasterosteus aculeatus aculeatus (three-spined stickleback), 786 nucleotides. Lineage: Eukaryota; Metazoa; Chordata; Actinopteri; Perciformes; Gasterosteidae. The record is from RefSeq and is a predicted model, not a curated record.
CUUGGUCCCUCCAGGCUGUACAGGCUGAGGAGCAACCACAGGAUCUCUGUGGCUGCUGCCUCCAAGCUGCUGUGCAACAUGAUGCUGGGCUACAGAGGCAUGGGCCUCUCUAUGGGAAGCAUGAUCUGUGGAUGGGACAAAGAGGGUCCCGGUCUGUACUACGUGGACGACCGAGGGACGCGUCUGUCCGGCCGCAUGUUCUCCACCGGCUGUGGGAGCAGCUACGCCUACGGCGUGGUGGACAGCGGCUACAGGGAGGACAUGGCGGUGGAGGAGGCGUACGAGCUGGGCCGCCGGGGCAUCGCUCACGCCACACACAGGGACGCCUACUCUGGAGGGGCGGUCAACAUGUACCACAUGCAGCAGGACGGCUGGAUAAAGGUGUGUAAGGACGACGUAUCCGAGUUGAUCCACCGCUACAGGAAGGGAAUGUUCUGAAUGCUCAGCACUCUGAACACGACUGAUGAUGCGUUUCUUCCCAAAAGAUUCUUUGUCCACUUUUCUAAUAGUGAUUUUGGAAAUGAUCCCACUGACGUCUCACAGCAGAGAAAUGCUGUAGAAACGUUUCUUUCCUUACACAUGAACCUGAACUCUACAGAACCAAACUGUCUCUAAGCUGCUGAGCUCAUUGUUUGCUGUUUGUUCUUAGUGAUGUAAUGCAGGUUCUGUGUGUGUUGAUCCUCACGUGCUUCUGUGUAGUAGUUUGUUCUUUGUUAACCAGACAUGCUGUUAAAAUACUUUCACCAAAACAACACACAGUCCCAAAUAAAGCCUGUUGCUCAGCUC